AUGUUCGAGCCCGACGACGUCGCCCUCAUCGCCUGCUGCUGCGCGCUCCAGGCCAGGGGGUACCUAGGCAGCAGCAGCAGCAGCAGCAGCAGCAGCAGGGGCUGGUUCUACGGCAAGCAUGUGCUGCCAGCGGAUUUCUUUAGCCGUAGCGGAGGCCUCAACGCCUACUGUCUCCUUGCUGCUGCCAAAAUGGCCGACACAGGGCCAACGCCGGUGCUGGGCUCUGCUGCUGCUGCUGCUGCUGCUGCAGGGAGAGCAGCAGCAGCAGCAGCAGCAGCAGGAGAGGGCCUUGGCGGCCGCGGGGAGGAGGCAGACCCCACGGCAAAGCUGCACUACAGAGAGCAGCAAAUGCAGCAGCAACUGCGGCAGCAGCUGCAGCAGCAAAGCCAAAUGGGCAAAGGAGAACCUGAAGCAUUAGAAAUUGCCAAAGAGUUUGUUGCAGCAAUUUCAUGUGGCAAAUACUUCGCCCCCAAUGCCCUCAGCUCGAAGGGCCGCAGACUUUUCGAAUUUGCAAAUAAUAUUCUCCAGGAG
Eimeria tenella is the source of this 531-nucleotide messenger RNA. RefSeq lists its product as uncharacterized. The record is from RefSeq and is a predicted model, not a curated record. NCBI's taxonomy places the organism in Eukaryota, Apicomplexa, Conoidasida, Eucoccidiorida, Eimeriidae. The transcript has a single exon. The annotation marks the transcript as partial.